This is a messenger RNA of Leptosia nina, 1116 nucleotides long. The record is from the annotation of a GenBank genome assembly. Lineage: Eukaryota; Metazoa; Arthropoda; Insecta; Lepidoptera; Pieridae.
AUGGAAGAAGGAAAUUCAAUUAUAUACGGGCUUGAACACCAGACAAGGGCUUUGUCGCCACAAUAUGAGAGUGAUGCUAUUCGAUUCCUCAUCGGAACACAGAGCUUAAAACCGAACACUAAUCAGGUGCAUGUUGUGGAACUCGAGGAAGAUACAGGCGCUCUUCAUACUAAAGUGUACAAACAUGAUAUUGGAGAAAUAUGGCACCUGCGGUGCUCUCCUCAUGAUGCAGCCACCUUAAUGACAACUCACAAUUCCUACGAUCCUGAGACAUCACAGUGCACAAUGGGCGUGUCUAUUUAUAAACUGCCUACCUUAGAUGUCAUACCAAAAGAUGCUGAUGACCUUAGCGCCAUACAAGGAAGAAUCGCUGAAGAUAUGGCAUUGGUUACAACUAUAACACCAGAAAAACCUGAAGAAGAGAUCCGCUGUUCUGAAUGGCACCCAAUAGAUGUUACCCGUAUUGGUAUUGUCAUGGAUAGCAGUGUAAGUGUGCGUGAUAUCACAACAGGGCAAGUUGUCAACAGCAUCACACCAGAAGGGAGAAACAGGCUCAAGUUUAGCAGUGGAAAGUGGAGCCCACAAGCAAUCAAUCAGUUUGCAGUACUACAAGAUACUCAUAUAAAAUGUUUUGACACAAGGAUGGAUGGAUGCAAGACAGCGUGGAAUAUAGACAAUGCACAUAGACAACUAGCUAGAGAUCUGGACUUUAAUCCAAAUAGGCAAUUUCACUUGGCAACCGCUGGGGACGAUGCUGCAUUGAAUAUAUGGGAUUAUCGAAAUGCAAAGGAACCAAUAUUCUCUCGGACAGACCAUUCACAUUGGGUAUGGACAGUCCGGUAUAACACAUACCAUGAACAAUUGCUAAUAACAGGAAGUUCAGAUGGUAGAGCGUUACUCACAGCUGCAGCAAGCAUUUGCGACACUGAAGACGAUAAGAAAUUAAGUCAAGUUUUAGAAGAUGGCGUCCUCCAAUCAUAUGAACAGCACGAAGACUCCGUAUACUGUGUAGAGUGGAGCACUGCAGAGCCCUGGACAUUUGCAUCGCUUAGCUACGACGCGAGGCUUGUGUUAUCUCGAGUGCCAAGGCAUUUUAAAUAUAAGAUUCUGUUGUAA